Psylliodes chrysocephalus is the source of this 1424-nucleotide messenger RNA. Lineage: Eukaryota; Metazoa; Arthropoda; Insecta; Coleoptera; Chrysomelidae. The record is from the annotation of a GenBank genome assembly.
AUUCUGUUCUGUUCAUGUUCUAUCACUCAUCAAUUAUCUGUUCUUGAAGGCUGUAGAUUUUGCCUUUAUAUUUGGUAUUUGGUGCAUUUAUUGUAGUGUUUUCCAUUAAAUAACUUCAAAUAAUAUUUAAUUUUUUUUCUGUUAAUAAUCUGGAAAACAAUAGGUGGGCUACAUAUUUGAAAACUCUCGAAAAGUAAUUUUGUGUAAAUAUUUUAUAAUGGCGACCCCGUCAACUGGUGUUGUCGUUCCUAGAAAUUUUCGAUUGCUAGAGGAGUUAGAAGCUGGCCAAAAGGGUGUUUCUGAUGGUACAAUCAGUUGGGGAUUAGAAAACGAUGAUGAUAUGACUCUCACACAUUGGAUGGGCAUGAUAAUUGGCCCACCUCGUACACCGUAUGAAAAUAGAAUGUACUCUGUUAAAAUAGAAUGUGGCCAAAAGUACCCUGAUGAUGCACCAACAGCAAAAUUCAUUUCUAGAAUUAAUAUUAAUUGUAUCAACAGUAAUACUGGAGUGGUUGACAAUAGGCAAGUCCCAGUAUUGUGUAGGUGGCAAAGAGAUUAUACCAUUAAAACUGUCUUACAGGAAUUACGUCGAUUAAUGACAUUAAAAGAAAACAUGAAGCUAACACAGCCGCCCGAGGGUAGUUGCUUCUAACCUCAUUGUCAAGUCAGCGAAUAUCCUCAUUAUCUUUUGUUGUAACUUUUUUUCUAUAUGUCGAUAUUUUUACUACCUAACAUUUUCAGUUCUGUCUUAAUAUUAUCAUCAGAGUUGCAGCAAAGAUCAUUAAGGUGUACAGCUUUAUAAGCUAUAUAGCUAAGAUAUAUUUAGUUAUAUUAGUUAGGGUAAUUGUAAGAGACAUGUAACAGCUUACAGUUCACUUUAAUUUUGAGUUAAUCUUCAUAUAUUUGCUGCUUUAAAAACGGUGGGAUUUUUGUAUAUAGGGUGGUCACUUUUUCACAGGGCUUCUAUUGGUAUCUUACUUAAAUAUUAGUAUUCUAUCUUUUUCUGAAACUCAUCACAUUUUUGUUUGUUUUUCUUUUUGGAGACUUUUAAUUUUUGUACAUUUUAUGACAAAUUGUUUGUGUAUUCUAUAUACUUUUAAAUAGAUUCAUUUAGAAUAAGUGACCACCUUGUAUACUGUAUGAUUCAAGCUUUAAAACAUAAACUAGCAUUUACAAGCUGUGUACCGCUUAUUACUACUACUACUUUAUUGAUUAUGUUGCUGUUACCUGUGCAGGAUUGUAAGUCUAUAUUUGUUAAUCGAUAUCUAAUUAUUAUAAAUUAAAUUUUAUUGAAUGAUCCCUAAUGGUAUGAUCAUGAUUUAGUUCGCCUUGAUCUAUAGCUAAGUUUAUUCAUUUUAUCAUUUUACUCCUGCUGUGACAUAGUUUUUUUUUGUAUGUGUACUUUAAAGAAAUUUUCAUUACAA